Messenger RNA from Anoplopoma fimbria (sablefish), 4553 nucleotides. It is a transcript of the gene pde2a, whose product is annotated as cGMP-dependent 3',5'-cyclic phosphodiesterase. The coding region runs from base 111 to 2954 and encodes 947 amino acids. NCBI's taxonomy places the organism in Eukaryota, Metazoa, Chordata, Actinopteri, Perciformes, Anoplopomatidae. Gene Ontology annotation, cellular component: perinuclear region of cytoplasm; mitochondrial matrix; synaptic membrane. Gene Ontology annotation, biological process: cGMP catabolic process; positive regulation of gene expression; regulation of mitochondrion organization. Gene Ontology annotation, molecular function: 3',5'-cyclic-AMP phosphodiesterase activity; 3',5'-cyclic-GMP phosphodiesterase activity; 3',5'-cGMP-stimulated cyclic-nucleotide phosphodiesterase activity. The record is from RefSeq and is a predicted model, not a curated record. The transcript has 31 exons.
CAGUGUGUGUCUCAGCCUGCCGGCGCGAGUGUGUGCAUCGGAGCGUCGUUGUGUGUGUGAAUGUGUGUGUGACUCCAGCGCUCUCUGUGCGUACGACAGGUGGAGAUGACAUGACUGCGCUCGAGAGGAAGAAAGGAAAGGACCUACGCGGUCAGCAAGUGUUCCUGCGUCCUGAGGAGAGUUCAGCUGCAGCCCAGACCACAAGACAGUCCACCACGUUGUCCGAACAACUCCAGGAUGCUUUGCUGCGGCUGGCGGCGGUUGUUGACGCGUGCUCGCUUCGAGUGGCCCUCCGAGACACCAUACAGGAGCUGCUACCCAGCACGGAGUGUGUGUGUGUCUACUUGCUGGAGGGAUACUCGAGGCUGUUAUCUGACGACCCGCCACAUGAACUGCCACAGGAGGGAAAGAUCAGGAGUAUCGUGGACCAGCUGAGGCGAUGUCAGUGUGUAGGCCUUCCUCCGUCCGAACUGCCAGAGAAAUACAGAAUCUGCCUCGCAGCACCGUUACCAGCACACAGAAGAGCUGUUGUCAUUCCUCUCUUGGACCAGGAGCGGGAGAAGGCCAUCGCUGUCUUACUGGUGGGCUGUAAUCCACUAUCUGAUCAGGAUGAACUGCAUCUUAACAUGCUGGAGAAACACGCCUCAGUGGCGUGUGCGCGAGUCCAGGCUUUUCAGACGUCCUACCAGAGGCCUCCUCUCAGUCCCUCUCCCAUACAGUCCCACAAUGCACUGCUGCACCUCAACGUCUCAGACCAGGACUACUGCGAACUGGACCGCAACAUUCUGCAACUCUGUGGUGAGCUCUUUGACCUUGAUGCAGCCUCUCUCCAGCUCAAAGUCAUCAAUUAUCUGCAGCAGCAGACUCACUCGCAGUGUUGCUGUUUGCUACUGGUGUCCGAGGACAACCACCAGCUUUUCUGCCAGGUAGUUGGAGACAAAGUCCUGGAGGAGGAGAUCAGCUUUCCGCUGAUGUUUGGACGCUUUGGUCAAGUUGUCGAAAAGAAGAAGUCAAUUACUCUUCAGGACAUCAGCGCUGAGGAGCGUAGGCAGCUGUCCAGCAUGUUGGGCUGUGAGAUUUCCUCCAUGCUUUGUGUGCCAGUGGUCAGCAGGGCCACCGGUCAGGUGGUGGCGCUAGCGUGCGCCUUCAACAAGCAGGGUGGGCAGAGACACACAGAGGCAGAUGAGCAUGUGAUCCAGCACUGUUUCUGCUACACUUCAACGGUCCUCACCUCAACUUUGGCCUUCCAGAAAGAACAGAAACUCAAAGUGGAGUGCCAGGCGCUUUUACAAGUGGCCAAGAAUCUCUUCACCCACUUGGAUGAUGUGUCAGUGCUGUUACAGGAAAUUAUAGUGGAGGCCAGGAACCUCAGUGAUGCAGAGAUUUGUUCAGUGUUCUUGCUGGAUCGUGUCAGUCAUGAGUUGGUGGCAAAGGUGUUUGACGGAGGCGUGGUUAGUGAUGAGGAGAACGAGUUUCGUAUUCCAGCAGAUCAGGGUAUUGCAGGUCACGUGGCGACCACCGGUCAGAUCUUGAACAUAAAAGACGCCUACUCCCAUCCUCUCUUCUAUCGCGGUGUGGACGACAGCACGGGCUUCAAGACUCGCAACAUCCUCUGCUUCCCCAUCAAAGACGAGAACAAUGAGGUGAUCGGGGUGGCUGAGUUGGUGAAUAAAAUGAACGGGCCGUGGUUCAACCGCUUUGACGAGGACCUGGCCACGGCUUUCUCCAUCUACUGCGGUAUCAGCAUCGCCCAUUCUCUGCUCUACAAGAGAGUCCAUGAAGCUCAGUUCAGGUCCCACCUGGCCAACGAGAUGAUGAUGUACCAUAUGAAGGUGUCAGAGGAAGAGGUAUCUAAGAUCCUGGUCACAGGGAUUGAACCCGUGAUUGAGAUCCACUCCUGCUUCGCCGAGUUCACGUACACACCUCGCUCCCUGCCUGACGACAACACGCCGUUGUGCGUCCUCAGCAUGUUUGAAGACAUGGGUUUCAUCAACACAUACAAGAUUGACCUGCACACUCUCGCCAGGUUCUGUCUGAUGGUGAAGAAAGGCUACAGGGACCCUCCCUACCACAACUGGAUGCACGCCUUCUCUGUCUCACACUUCUGCUACCUGCUCUACAAAAACCUAGGGCUGUCCAACUACCUCGAGGAUAUAGAGAUUCUAGCUCUCUUUGUUUCCUGUAUGUGCCAUGACCUGGAUCACCGUGGCACCAACAAUUCUUUCCAAGUCGACUCACAAUCUGUGCUGGCUGCUCUGUACAGCUCAGAGGGAUCUGUGAUGGAGAGACAUCACUUUGCCCAGGCCAUCGCCAUUCUGAACACUCACGGCUGCAACAUCUUUGAGAAGUUCAAUAGGAAGGACUAUACGCGCAUGCUGGAUUUGAUUAGAGACAUCAUUCUGGCAACGGACCUGGCUCACCACCUUCGCAUUUUCAAGGAUCUGCAGAAGAUGGCUGAUGACGGAUUCAAUCCAAAAAGCCGGACCCAUCGCUCCAUGCUGCUGUGCCUGUUGAUGACAUCGUGUGACCUGUCGGACCAAACCAAGGGCUGGAAAACCACACGCAAGAUAGCUGAGCUGAUUUAUAAAGAGUUCUUCUCUCAAGGAGAUCUGGAAAAAGCCAUGGGGAACAGACCCAGUGAGAUGAUGGACAGAGAGAAAGCGUACAUCCCCGAACUACAGAUAAGCUUCAUGGAACAUAUCGCCAUGCCCAUUUACAAGCUCUUAUCUGAGCUGUUUCCUGAGGCCACUGAGCUGUACGAGAGAGUGGCGGCAAAUCGAGAGCAGUGGACCAAAGUGUCCCACAAGUUCACCAUCCGUGGGUUGCCUAGCAACAACAGCCUAGACUUCCUGGACCAGGAGUAUGAGCUGCUGCAGUCCCAGGGUGCUUUCGGGAGCGACGACCACUGCCUCAAUGGUUGCCUUGACGAUGCAGAAGGAGGGAGGGGUCAGUGACAUCAGCGGGCUGCUGGCGGUUUCUUGGAAGUUUUCCGUGGUCCAAUAAGAGGCUGAUGAUACCUUUUUAGCGACCUGAGAGGGAGGGAUCUCUCUGCUGUCAAUCACUUAGAUGCUUAGCAGGCCAUGCAGAAUGGACGGGACAAAGUUUCAAACUAACUGAAUCUGACAAGUGAUUUGAAACAAGUGGAUCCAUCUGAGCCGGUUCAGUGAUUAGAUGCCACAUGUUGCUUGUGUCUCCGGUUCAGGAAAGCAGAAGGUAGUGACUUUUAUCUUUUUCAGCAGAUAUACUGGAAAAAUAGGUUUUUAACCACAAGUUACAAGUUCAUUCAUACAGUACUGAUCCUGAUUACGAUUGUAAAAACACACACACACACAGACACACAAAUGUACAUGCACAUACUGUUUAGACACACACAACAGAGAGAGAAAAAAACAAUCCUUAUGGAAAAAGACUUCUUCAACUUCAUGUAACAGUGAGAUAAAGUGCUAUUUACUUUCUGUAAAAUGUUCCAUAAAGGCUUAUAUUGAUUUUAAUGGCUCAGCUUUGUUCACACAUAAGCAGCUGCCAUAGUCCCUCAUCUGAUGCUUAUGAAUGCAUGCUAUAUGGACACCUCAUGUAUUAUUCCUUUUAUCUCCGUCAGUGUUAGUUUCUCCACGGCUAACAAAUCGAUGCAGUCCAUUUUUAUACCAUCAUGACAGAUUUUUGUAUUUGGCUCCUCAAAAAUAUAUUUGAUUAAUUAAUCUUGUACAAGGGAGAUUUUGUUAAUUUACGUACACAGCCUUAUAACCCUUGUGUGUAUUUAUUCACUUGUUUUUGGGGAGGUUUAAGGGACAAAUUGACAAUCAUUGAUCAAUUAGUCACAGAUUCCUGGCCAUAAUACCCCACUCCAUGCAUAAAACAUUAAAAACACACACCCGGUGCAUAUAAGCUGCAUGUCACUGGAUCUACACCUCGAACAAAGGUUGCUCAUAACCUAAAACGCAUCCCACGUUAUUUUUCUCUACCAUCCUUCCCACUCCCUUGCACCUUACUAACUUCCUUUUACUUUUUAGUUUACUGACUCAUAAACCACUUUAGAUAGAGAGCAACCGAAGCCCUUUAAAAGAUCCAUCUCAUCUGUUAGUGUAAAUGUGCCAGAGUAGAGCGUGUUAUAUGGAGUGUGUCAUUGAGUGUGUCAUAUGGAUCUGCCUUAUUGCGCAUCUUUGCUGCCUUUCUUAGAGCUUUUAAUAUAUGAAAAUUGAAAUAAAGAGUCUGUUUAGUACGUAUGUUGUAUAUUUGUUAUAGACAUAGUUUGGGUAUCAAUGUGUUGAAUGAAUGAUCACAAUGCUCAAAAGAUGUAUAUUUGUGAAAUACCUGUGUGAAGACCUCAGAUGUCAUGUUCACUUCUUUAUAUUUUAAGUUAUAUAUACAACCACCAGUGGACAUUAGGCAGACACAACAGCGUUAUUUUCAGUUCUCAAUGCAUCGAAAGUAGUUUUAAGGAAGGAACUAGAGAUGUAGCCAUCAUAGAAACAACUCAGUCCUGAUAACAUCGACAGUUCACUAUUGCUGCACCCCAAAGGAAAUAGCAAAUUAAAGUUAAGUUCUCAGAUUGU